CUGAAGUCGGGGACGUGUGCGUGAUUACGUCACCGACGUCAUGCCGUCAGACGCACGCAUAGCAACCAACAUGGCGACGGCGAAGCUUCGACAGCUAGCUGGCAGCAAGCAAAACAUCUGUGAAAGAUGAUAACUGUGAAUAUACACUGAAAUAUAUUUAUUUAUCAGGCAUUACUCAUUUGACAGCAUUACCUCAGACGUUCAUACGAAUGUUAAACGCGACGAUUUCCGGUGAAACACGAGUGUUUUGAUCAUGAGAUUCGUGGCAGAGUUUGUCAUCAUGGACGCUAAACCAGGGUACAGUCUCGGCUCAUCUGGGAAACUGAUGAAUCAGUACAUGAUUAAAGACCACAUGCUGUCACAUUACAGAAAGCUGUAUUCAGCCAGAGCUGUUGUGGACUGUUCGGUGCCUAAAAGCAUGUACAGCAAUGUCAGAUAUGUUGAUCAAAAGCGCCGUGAGCAGUUAAGGAAAGACACUCGAAGUCAGUCAGGAAGAUCCACUUCCCAGAGGAGCACUAGGAUAAACUCCAGAACUUCCUGUUCUUCUAAAAAUAGCAGACCCUCUGUUCAGGGUGAGGACAGUGCCUGUCAUUAUCUGGACCAGUCUCGGAUGUCUUCACCCAGGAUCAGCACCUCGUUCCACUCCAAACAAAUCGUGUAUCCGUCCCCUGCAAACCACUUCCGAUCCCCCUCGGAGCUGACAUACCAAAGCCCAAGCGCUCAUUGGCACCCCGCGGAUCCGUCCUGUGCCACGUCCGCCAGUCAGAGAGGACACAGAAGCUUUCAGGAUCCCACACAGAAGACCUACAGCGGAGACGUUCUGCUGAAACACGCUCAUCGCUUCACUCAGGAGAAACCCUUCACCCCGAGAACGCUCAAAACAGACCACAAGUCCACGCUCUUACCAAACCGCUAUUACACACCUCCGCGGAGGAAAGCUGAGGAGGAGGAAUCCUCCUCUAAGAUCAGGAGCACACGGUCCAAACGAGGCUUUUCUCCACAGCUCGAGUCACGCCAGGCAUUUACUCUUGAUCACGAGUGGUCGGAUGAAGAAACAGCUUCAUUCAGACAUCACGGCAAGACAAACAGGUUUAGGGAUAGUGAUUUUCUUCUCUCAUCCUCGAGGAUUUCACCAGAAGGCAUGAGGUCUCCCAUAAUGAGAAAGGUUUCAGCAGAGGAGGAAGAAUUAAUGUACCUGGAGUUCAUUACAGAUGUGACGAAUGAGAUCUUAACACAGGGCCUUUAUUCUGACAGGGUACUGAAGAGAGUGUUUGAACGUCACAUUCAUAUGAACAAACAUCGGUUAAAUGAGAACAAGAUGCGCCACCUUCUAGACAGUCUGCAGGAGGACCUGCAAAGCCCCCCUGCUGCCGCCAUCAGUCAGCCGCUGCCAUCAGAUGAUGGUGAUGUUCUGCUUCGUCAAGUGUUUAACGAGGACGUGAGUUCAGCUGGAGCGUCCACACCUGUGAGCCACAGUCGAGCCGGUCUGGAGUGCAGCCGUAGUGAAGGCAGCGAGAUCUCCCUGAAAGAUAACCAACAUCUCAAUCCCAGGAACACUGAAGAUGAUAAUGAAGUGUCGGAGCAGGUCGAUGAACUUGGGAAAAUCAUGGCGGAGUCUUUAAGUGUGUCAGAAACUCAACAGCAAGUGUCUGAACAGGAGCAGACGAGAGGAGACAUCAGUGAUGAUGAGUUUUAACUCAAACGCACAAUGCUUUUUUUCUUUAUGACACUGUAGUUAUUUAUGUUUGUUUGUUUGUUUGUUUUUUUACAGAAAAUCCAUGUGUGUGUUCCAUGAAGUGAUAGCUAUACAGUAUUUUCAGCAUGCUAUAUGCAGUAUUCAGUACUUUAAUGAAUUUGUCUGCUCUUAAUUUGGGCGUUUAUUGGUUAUGUAGUCUGGUUAGGAUUCAAAAGCCAUGCUGUGUCUGUUUUUUUUAAAUUACUAAAGAAGCCUAUAGUUUGUGAUUUAAUUUUACUAUACUUAAUUUGUUUACUUUUAUGUAACAUACAGGUGCAGUAUUCAUAUUCAGUGAUACUUGACUUUAUCUAAACUGGAAGAAAGUCUGAAAAACUUCUUUAUGGUGCUACAAUAUAUGCAUAGUGUAUAUAUAUAUAUA
Cyprinus carpio (common carp) is the source of this 2114-nucleotide messenger RNA. Its product is annotated as spermatogenesis-associated protein 7-like. Gene Ontology annotation, biological process: protein localization to photoreceptor connecting cilium; protein localization to photoreceptor outer segment; microtubule cytoskeleton organization. NCBI's taxonomy places the organism in Eukaryota, Metazoa, Chordata, Actinopteri, Cypriniformes, Cyprinidae. Gene Ontology annotation, cellular component: rod photoreceptor outer segment; axoneme; ciliary basal body. The record is from RefSeq and is a predicted model, not a curated record.